CGGAACUAGUCCCCGGAUGAGGCUCAGAGGCCGCUACAAGGUUUUCAACACUGCCCUCCGUACACUGCAGACGUGAACUUGAAUGGAUUUAGAGGUUAAAGGCAUUGCUGCUUCUCCUACGAGUCAAACUCAGCCUUUCACUGGAAGAAACAAGCUGCUGCAACAAGGACAGACUUCCAGGUCAUGGGCAAUCCAGAAUCCUAGCCUACCUGUGGUUCCACGACUUGAUUUGGGAAGUCUCGUUGACUCUGAUGAGGAGGAGCAAGACAUAAUACCUGAAAACUUGCCAGCACCAACGAGCAAAUAUAAACUAAAAUAUCAGCAAUAUAAAACUGAAAUGAAAGAGGGAUAUAAACAGUGUAGUCAGACAAAUGCAGAAAAGACAAAAUCAAAGAUCACACAACAGUGUCCAAGAAACAAGGUAGAUGACAAGUGUAUAAAAGUUGAAGAAGCCAUUGUGGAUGGUCUUACCACUCUGGAUAGGAAAGCCCUCUUACAGCAGGGUUAUGCAGACAUCCCUUACAAUGCACAAAGGAGUAUGAGAAAAUCUGAUGCUGAAAUUGUGGCUGCAGAGAGGAAGAAACAGACUGUUGCAGAGCAAGUGAUGGUAGACCACUUAUCUAGGGCUGUAAUCAGUGAUCCAGAACAAAACCUAACUGCUGAGAGACAAGAAAGUGCUCGUAUCUUUCCAGAUUCAAAGAUAGCACCUCAUCGAUUUAGGAAAAGAACACUACAUGAAACUAAGAUAAGAACCCAUUCUACAUUAACUGAAAAUAUGCUUUCUCAUAAAGUACAAUUUGAUGGUAGGAUCAUAUCAAGAAAUGGACGUGAUGCUUGCAGAGAGCUGGUUGGGUUCUUUUUUGCUCAUGACCAGUCCCUAACAAUUUAUGAAUAUCGGCAAUUUGGGAAAAACAGAACAAAUGUGCUUCCUUUUAUUCAAAAAAACAUUUAUAGUCAUCAGUGUGGACGAAGAAAAGGAAAACACUACCAACUGGGCGAUUUUUAUGUUGGUGCAAACUUGACAUUUUUGAGUUAUGAUCAUCCCAGACUUCCAGAAAGCGUAAAGGAAAACACAUUACUUAUACUUCGGAUCACUAAUAUUGAUCAGAUGGCUUUGGAUUCUCUCAAAACUGAUUCUGUGGAACAUGAGGAUGAUACCAGCAGUCAAGAAACCAAUGACAGGCGUGUCUUAAAGGCCAUUCAAGAUGCGCUAAAAGAACAGCUACACAAAAGGGGUGUUCGUAUUUUGACUGGAUUGGGAAAAUAUCUUCAACAAUUGGACAAGGAAGGAACUGGACUUUUAGAUAAGGCAGAUCUUAAGCAAACUCUACAAGUAUUUCACUUAAAACUGUCUGAAAAUGAUUUUGAAUCUGUGUGGCAAAGUCUGAAUGGCAAUGGCAGUGGCAAGGUUGAUUAUGGAGAAUUCAAACGUGCCAUUAUUGGUGAAAUGAAUGAAUACAGGAAAUCGUUUGUUCGAAAGGCCUUUAUGAAAUUGGAUUUCAACAAAACUGGCUGUGUGCCUAUUAUAGACAUAAGAAAAUGUUACUGUGCAAAGAAGCAUCCUCAAGUAAUUUCAGGCCUUUCCACAGAGGAAGAAAUAAAAUUAUCGUUUCUAGAAACAUUAAAAGAUGCCUGCAGCAAGUUGGAUGAAGUGUCCUAUGGUGAAUUUGAAGAUUACUAUGAAGGUCUAAGUAUAGGGAUAGUAAAUGAUGAAGAUUUUGUUAAUAUCGUACGUACUCCGUGGGGGAUUUAGUUUUUUUAGAAUGAGUGUGUCUUCAGCACUAAGCAUUUUAAAAGAGAGAUGAAUUGAAUGUAAAAUAUGGUCAAACCCUGGAAUAUAUUUUUCUAGGAUUUCUUUUUUUUUUUUCUUUUCUCAAACAGGUUGAGUCUGGAAGGAGAAAUCAGAAAGAGAGCUGAAGGGGUAUGUGUCUGGUCAUGAGCAUGUCUGUGUGCUUGCCUGUCUUCUAAGUGUCUAAAGCUCUAUCUUGUUGAUUCAUUACUUAUCUUGAAUAUAUUUUAAAGGUCAUUUUUUAAAUUAGCCUUCAUAAGAAAGUUACAUCUGUAUCAAACUAUAUGAGAGCUUCUAUAUAGUAACCAAGUUACUCGUCCAUUGUUUUUUGGCUACCCAUUCUCCAAAAUAUGAUUGCUGCCCAGUCUCAAUUUGAAGAACUGGAAUUGGGCCCAAAAGCCUGUAAGACUUCAAAUAGUUCAGCUUGUUUCAAACAUAUGAAAAUGUUAAAGGAAUUAGAGGAUAUGCAAGAGAAAUUUUCCAUGCGGUGUAGAUGUUUUCUGUAACAUAAAUAUUUAGAAUGAUGGAAGCUUACCCUUAAAAUGCUUAUUUAAACACUGACUUGUCUUGUGGAUUCUUCUAAAUUAUGUGCUGUUUAUUGUCCAGUAGAGCACAAUGUAAUUAUUCAAGUGAUCAGAUCUGUUUGAUCUUUUAUCCUAUUUUUAACUGCAAUCCUUAUUACCUACGCAGAAUUACAAAAUGGGAUGGAGAAUAUUUUCUUAGAUUUUUAAAUAAAGAUCUGAAAAAGUGCAUUAUCCCAUGUAUGGACUAAGGGAUAAUUUAGUAAUUCUUAACAAAAUGAAAAAGGAUGUUUGUGUCCUAAAAUGAACGUAUGUUAUUCUAAACAUCUCUUUUUGUUAUGCUAAACAACAAAAACAUUUUCUUCUAAAUAGAUAUUAUUUAAUGGUUAGAUAUAUUGUAAUUGUCCUUUCUAUUCUUAUGUUGUUAGGUCAUAUUUUCUUGUGAAUAUAAUCAGAAAAUGUAUAGGCUGUCAUCUUGUAAAAACAGGGAAGAUUCUUCUGGGAUUUAACAUGUUAAUGUCACAGCAUAGUCUUCAAUAUCCUCCACCCUUUUAAUAUAAAUAAUCGUCUGUGUUUACAAAAAGUUUCUCUACUUAGGAGCUUAGGAAUAGUUAAUUUCUCAUUAUUUUACAUUGUUAUUUCAGUGUAGAGUUAGAAAAUACAUAUUCAAUAUGUUAUUUGUGUAUUUUGUUAAAUUUUAAUUGGUGGCACAAUAAAUCAUU
Molecule: messenger RNA, 3032 nt
Organism: Zalophus californianus (California sea lion)
Lineage: Eukaryota; Metazoa; Chordata; Mammalia; Carnivora; Otariidae
Gene: CAPS2
Product: calcyphosine 2
Exons: 17
Coding region: 83-1753 (556 amino acids)
Molecular function (GO): calcium ion binding
Source: RefSeq, a predicted model, not a curated record